GAGGCUAGUCCAAGCGAUUGAGUGUCGAAGAAAGAUGUUGUAUUUUAUUAGUUCCCUUAGAUUUGGACUUAUAAACAUUUAAAGAGUAUUUACAUACUCACCAAAGACACUAAAGAAAAAUGUAACUCUACUUCACCAAAAAAUCUGUCAAGUAAGUGUAUAAUACCAAAUCUCUUAAUGGCGCAUUAAAAUUUUAGUUCGAAAUAAUAAACAUUUUAAAAUGUCUGACCACACUAAUACCAGUCCCAAAAGUACACAAGUGCAGAGCAAAGUCAAUAGUUCAAGUAGUCCGAAGCAGCAGGCAUCAGCAGCAGCAGCAUCAGCAGGGUCAGGGGGAGCGCCGCCUAGUAAAAAGGGCCCUUGUCCGUGGCUAUGUAACCUGGUGCCCACCAACCUCCCCGCUCCGGGGCCAGCCCAGGCUGUGCUACAUCCCAGGAAAGAUGUAUUUGUUCUAAAGGUAGCAAAAGUCGGUCCGAAUGGCGAUCGUCGGUGCAAGAUGGAACUUGAGCUGGUUACUCCCAAAGGUCCUGAAAAGAAGCCGCCAUGUCGUAUCGACACCAGAGAGACCCAGUGUGAACCAGAGCCGCCACCGUGCUGUUGUUGUAUGAGACAAAAAAAGAAGAGGAAAAUGUAAACUUAAAUAAAAACAGGGAAAAUUCUAUGGAACUUAAAAACCAUGUUUUCGAAAUGACCUUUUUUAUAUUAAUUUUUGAUUUCAAUAAAAAACCUUUAAAAGCCGAUCAAA
Molecule: messenger RNA, 745 nt
Organism: Trichoplusia ni (cabbage looper)
Lineage: Eukaryota; Metazoa; Arthropoda; Insecta; Lepidoptera; Noctuidae
Exons: 2
Coding region: 221-634 (137 amino acids)
Source: RefSeq, a predicted model, not a curated record